This is a messenger RNA of Microthlaspi erraticum, 642 nucleotides long. NCBI's taxonomy places the organism in Eukaryota, Viridiplantae, Streptophyta, Magnoliopsida, Brassicales, Brassicaceae. The record is from the annotation of a GenBank genome assembly.
AUGGUGGUCAAACUAUACGGGCAGAUAAAAGCAGGUAAUCCACAAAGAGUAUUGCUCUGUUUCUUGGAAAAGGGCAUCGAGUUUGAAGUUAUUCCUGUCGAUCUCAAUAAGUUUGAGCAGAAAAAACCAGAGUAUCUUCUUCGUCAGCCGUUCGGUCAAGUUCCAGCUAUCGAAGACGGAGAUCUGAAGCUUUUUGAAUCGCGAGCCAUAGCGAGAUACUACGCGACCAAGUAUGCGGAGCAAGGAACGGACUUAUUGGGCAAGACCUUGGAGCAACGAGCCAUCGUGGAGCAGUGGAUGGAAGUUGAGGCUAACUACUUCAACGUUGUGGUUCUACCUUUAGUUAUAAACAUUGUGUUCAAGCCCAAGCUUGAGCCAUCCGACGUCGCUUUGGUCAAAGAACUAAAGGUCAAGCUCGAAGAGGUUCUGGAUGUCUAUGAGAACCGGUUAGCUACAAGCCGGUACUUGGCCGGUGCUGAAUUCACAUUGGCUGAUUUGACUCAUAUGCCCGGUCUGAGGUAUAUAAUGAAUGAAGCCGGUUUGAGCGGUAUGGUUACGUCUAGGGAGAAUGUUAACCGGUGGUGGGAUGAGAUUUCGGCUAGACCGGCUUGGAAGAAGCUCAUGGAAAUGGCUGCUUAUUAA